Messenger RNA from Penicillium lagena, 1590 nucleotides. RefSeq lists its product as uncharacterized. The record is from RefSeq and is a predicted model, not a curated record. Lineage: Eukaryota; Fungi; Ascomycota; Eurotiomycetes; Eurotiales; Aspergillaceae. The coding region runs from base 1 to 1590 and encodes 529 amino acids. The transcript has 3 exons.
AUGGAUGCACAGUACCCCUUUGCUUCCCGUGACGACAUCUGGCGUGUCCUGGACGAGCUCAAGGAGCUCCACGAAGCACAGUACGAGCAGGCUGAACGCAUCGCACGCCUGGAGCGACGCAGAGACGAGGAUGCGCGCAUGAAAAGUGUCUGGGGUCCUUUGUCGCCGUUUCCGAGCUCCGUGGCCGGUCCCAUUCCUACAGAGCCCGCCUUUCACUCCCCCCCGGACGCUUUCAAGGGAUUCGACCAAGGUCAGCACGGCAUGGGGAGCUCAGCGGUGGGCCUGGAUGGCGACGAUGAGCCCCGGCGGGGCGCAUCGAGGGCCAAUAGUGUGCGGUUUGAUGAGAGCGCUAUUCACGGGUACUACGGGCAGGCCAACCGGUCCAGCACUGAGCUGCCCCUACGGACUGAGCUCAUCGGGACACUCUCAUCACUCGGCACGUACCAACAGUCUGGGACUGGAGACGACCAGCAGAAUGAUGGGGUCAUCCUUCAGCAGCUCGCCACUGAUCCCCCCCCUCCGGGCUUGUUUCUGCUGGGACCGGCACCUUGCAUCAUUCGGUGCUGGCUGACCACGACCUUCUCGAAUGAUUCUCUCCUGUAUGCGGCCGUCUGUUCAGGGUCCUACGGUUCAUCUUUGGGGACGGCGAUGAUCCGCAAGUUCGGCUUGGAGGAUCUCGUUAUGCACGAAGGUGACCAGCCAUUCAUCAAGCUUCCACUGUACCUCCCCGAAGCCAGUGUGCACCAGUCUUCGUCACGCCCUGGCAGUCCUACGCCCCAGCUUCCUUCGUUGAACAUUCGGUUUUCGGUUAGCGAGACAGAGGCCAGCGACGACUGCAUUCAGAUCAUCCUGGGGAGUGAUGUGCUGCGGUCCCACAAUGCAGAUAUUCUCUUCUCACAGGACAAGAUCGUCAUGGUUGACGAAGACCACAACAGGAUUUCUAUCCCGAUUGUACGCCCUGAGAAAGACUCCAUGUUCAAGUCGCUGGCCACUGUUCGUCUCCAGGCAGGACCACACGCCAGUAACGAGCGCAGUUCCAACCAGGUGAUUGACAAACCUACAACCACUUUCCCUAAACAAAGCACGUCUGCACCCGCUUCGGCUCGCGUCUCAGUUAGCGAAGCCGACGAAGCCCGCAGACCCCGCCUGCCAGACCCCGAGCCUGUCGAGACGCCACCCACAUCAGCCACAUCCACCGAGUCCGCUUCUACCGUGCCGCCAACCAAGCAGGAAAACGCCGGAGCCGGCAUCUGGGGCUCCUGGCGCCGUGAUUCAAAGCUCGACCCCAACGCCGCCGCCGCCGCAGCAGGGAAAGCAUCCCGAGGCCGAACGAUGAAAGUCCUCCGUCCAAGCAAGCCUCCCAACCGCCCAAGCUCAAGCUCAACUUCCACCCCAACUAGCGCAACCAUAGACCACGCCGAAGGCUCAGUUGACCACCUGCCGACUGACUCGACGCGUCCUGCACCGCAAGCCGGCGACGAGAAUCGCUCCAGCAAGUCCUUCGCGACGAAUCCCGUCGGAGGCGCCUCGGCGUUUGGAUGGCUUAAUUCGGGUCACGCAGCGGAUCGCACGGCGAAUGCGAAAUCCUAG